Messenger RNA from Sugiyamaella lignohabitans, 531 nucleotides. It is a transcript of the gene NAT3, whose product is annotated as Nat3p. The transcript has a single exon. NCBI's taxonomy places the organism in Eukaryota, Fungi, Ascomycota, Dipodascomycetes, Dipodascales, Trichomonascaceae. Gene Ontology annotation, molecular function: protein-N-terminal amino-acid acetyltransferase activity. Gene Ontology annotation, cellular component: NatB complex. The record is from RefSeq and is a predicted model, not a curated record. Gene Ontology annotation, biological process: N-terminal peptidyl-methionine acetylation. The coding region runs from base 1 to 531 and encodes 176 amino acids.
AUGACGACUCCAGCUUCACGAACUUCACAGACUUUGAUAGCAGACAGGCCAGAAUCAAAAAUGACCUCAAUCACACCACUCAAGGCAACAGAUCUGUUAUCACUGAAUUCCAUAAACUUGGAUGUUCUGACUGAAAAUUAUCAUCUGGGGUUCUACCUCCAAUACCUCAGCGACUGGCCAGCCAUGUUCUUCAAAUCGACGAAUCCUGCGGAUAGAUGUACUGGAUACAUGAUGGGAAAAUCAGAAGGACGUGGAUUAGAAUGGCACAGUCAUAUCACGGCAGUCACAGUCGACUGUGAUUAUCGACGACUGGGAAUUGCUAAAGAUCUUGUAGAUCAUCUAGUAACAUGUUCGGAAGAGAGCACUCAAGACUGCUACUUCAUGGACUUGUACGUGCGGGCGACAAAUCGAUUGGCUAUUGAUAUGUACAAAAAGUUUGGUUUUUCUGUCUUCCGACGAGUAGUCGCAUAUUAUUCUAUGGGAGAACCAUCAGAUGAUGGUGAAGAUGCAUUUGGUAAGUACCAUCAGUAA